Molecule: messenger RNA, 1017 nt
Organism: Rhizopus microsporus ATCC 52813
Lineage: Eukaryota; Fungi; Mucoromycota; Mucoromycetes; Mucorales; Rhizopodaceae
Exons: 4
Coding region: 240-920 (226 amino acids)
Molecular function (GO): DNA binding
Source: RefSeq, a predicted model, not a curated record
GAAGACGAAGGCACAAUCUGUUACCAAGUCGACGCCAAGAGCGUUUGCGUAGCUCGUCGCCAAGAUAAUGAUAUGAUCAACGGCACUAAACUGCUCAAUGUCGUUGGUAUGUCUCGAGGUAAACGAGAUGGCAUCUUGAAGAACGAAAAAGGUCGCGUGGUCGUUAAAGUAGGAGCAAUGCACCUCAAGGGCGUCUGGUAAGUUUCUUCAAGUUAUAAAACCGAUUCAUAACACUUUUUAUGUGUAGGAUAACCUUUAGUCGAGCUAAAGAUUUAGCCACAAAAUUCAGAAUAUUUGAUAUUCUUUAUCCUCUAUUUGUCGAAGAUCCUUCCAUUUUUCUGUCAAUACCCCCUCCUCCUCCAUCCUCUUCAUCUACAACAGCGCCCACGAAUACGAAUUUGCCAUUUAUGCUGCCAUCCAAAGGCUAUUACAAAAAUGACUAUCAGUUACAGCAAUGGGGGAAAUCCCCUCAGCAGCAUUAUUUGCCUAGUAUCAAUCAAGAAAUGACCAUGCGUGCACUGUCUCCUACAGAGAAUCAUAAUCAUAAUAAUCAUCACCAUCAUCAUGACAACCAUAAUCCAGAAAACGGUAGUAUGUACCUGAUCAAUCAUCCUCACGACUAUCGCUUAAAUAGAAAUCAACCUCCUUAUCAUGUACAUGAUAAUCCUUCUCAUUUCGCUCCAGUCUAUCAACGUCGAUCUUUGAUGGAUGGAAAAGAGGAAUCAGAAGAACAAAGACAGAUCGGAUUUCCUUCAAGUCCACCACCCGAAGUGAAAUAUUAUAAUAAUAAUAAUAAUAAUACCUUUGGUCCUCCUUCUUCUUCUCAACCUGAAGAACAAGGCAAAAACUCAAGAAAGAGAGCAUCUACAAUCAUGAAUAGCAAUCCAAAGCGUAUAAGAAGUGAUAAAGAAUUCUAUUAAGAAAGGCCUAUAUUUUACAUAUAAUUAUUAUAAAAAAAAGCAACAUGUUUAUUUACAAAUUUAAUAAAAAGAAAAGCUAAAUAGCAUUAUAACCUUC